AUGAGACCCACUAUUCUGGUGGCAGAAGUUCUGAUGGAGUGUCUGAAGCCCGGUGGAAGGCUCAAUGACACUGUCAUCGAGGGGUAUCUCCGCCUCAUAGAGAGACGAAACCAAGUGGGCGUGCAUGGGUUCUUGACCGUCCUAGCCCUAGAUACUUUCUAUAUGAAGGACCUCGAGGAUGGUCUUUUUAUUAGGGCAGCUAGGAGGUUUAAGAAAGUCAACCCGUUCGACACCGAACUAAUAUUAAUUCCCCUACACAUUCCGACCGGUAUCGGACAUUGGGUCCUUAUAGCCGUCCACCCCCACGUCAAACGGAUAUCAACGUUCGAUUCGUUGGGUGGCACUCACAUACCCGCGAUGGAAAGAGUACUCCACGACCUAGGGAGAUACGCCGCCCAAUCCCACGAUUUAGGGUGGUCCCCCACAAGCAUGGCUUCUUCACGACACGUCUCGCACUUGCCCUAG
This is a messenger RNA of Homalodisca vitripennis (glassy-winged sharpshooter), 465 nucleotides long. Its product is annotated as sentrin-specific protease 2-like. The coding region runs from base 1 to 465 and encodes 154 amino acids. The transcript has a single exon. NCBI's taxonomy places the organism in Eukaryota, Metazoa, Arthropoda, Insecta, Hemiptera, Cicadellidae. Gene Ontology annotation, molecular function: cysteine-type peptidase activity. Gene Ontology annotation, biological process: proteolysis. The record is from RefSeq and is a predicted model, not a curated record.